GACAACCUCACGACCACUAAAUUAACCCAAAGUGAGUGAAACCGCCCCUCCAGCCCGGCUUGCGGCGCCUCUCGCGAGAAGGGAGGUGCCUGCCGCCCUGGCAACGGUCAGCGGCCAUGGAGGAGUCGGCGGUCUCUGAGGCGUCCUUCUGCCUGCAGAAAAUUACAAUAACAGACUACUCUAAAGAUGAUUAUCAGUACGAAGAGGUUCCAGCAGAUGAUGAGUUUAGUCUUCAGGAAGAUGAUGAGGAUCUGUCCAAGGCUCUGCAGACUAUUCAAGAGCAGACUGAAGAUGCCCACAUUUUAGCUCUGCAAUCGGUUCUGACCUCAGAGAAAUCAGUGUCUGAAAUACCUGAAGCGAUGGAUGACUUCUUUUGCAAUUUUCUGGUCAGACUGGGGAUGUCCAGAACCCUUGACUGCUUCCAAACUGAAUGGUAUGAGCUGAUAGAGAGAGGUGCCUUCACAGCCAAAGAUGUCGGACUGGUGCCCACUGUGUAUACCCAGAACCAGCAACUUCAGGCUGAGAACAUGCGUUUGAGGAAAGAUCUGGACAACUAUAAACUUGCUGCUAACAAAGCAAAAGAGGCUUUCUUAAAAAUGCAGAAAGAACGUGAUUUCCAUCGAAUGCAUCAUAAGCGAGUGGUCCAGGAGAAAAACAGGCUUAUCUGUGACAUUAAAAGGCUGAAGGCACAUUAUGCAUCCUAUGAACCAGUGCUGAAGCAGCUGACUGAAAAAUACCAGACUACAUUGAGACAGAAAAUGUUAACUAGUUUGGAGAGAGACAGAGCAGUUGAGCAGGUUACAGGUUUACAAGCUACAUUACGUAACUUAGAGUCUGGAUAUGCAGUUCAGAGUCCUGUGAGAAAAGCAGGCCAUGAAUGUGCAAGGAAAAAAGGCUUAGAGGGGCCCACCCAGAAAGCUCUUCAGGAAGCCAGGCAGCAAAAAAUGCUUGAUGCUGAAAGGUCCUCAUAUGGUCCUGUUAAAGAUUCUGAGAAGAUAGGCAAGAGAUAUCCAAAGGAUUCUGAGUUUCCUGCAGAUACUCAUGCAAACCCAUUCCUUGCUCGUGCUAAGGAAUGUACUCAACCCCUGAAGACUGGAGAGUAUAGACUGGGCAACACUCUGAAAGUGCACGACUUAGCAGUGAGCUGCCUGGCCAUACAUCCCCAAAAAGAUGUUGUAGUCACCGGCAGCGAUGACCGCCUUUGGAAAAUGUGGGCUUUACCUGAUGGGAACAUCAUCAUGACAGGUGAAGGUCACGCUGAUUGGCUCUCAGGCUGCUGCUUCCAUCCAAGUGGCACCCAGUUGGUCACCUCAAGUGGGGAUGCAACAGUGCGGAUCUGGGACCUUUCAAAGCGUGGAUGCAUUCUGACUUUGGAAGGACAUAUCCAGGCUGUAUGGGACUGCUCGUGGCAUUCAUGUGGUGAUUUUGUGGCUUCUGCCUCUAUGGACAACACCAGUAAAAUAUGGGACGUCAACAGUGAGAGAUGCAGAUACACUCUGCGUGGCCAUAAGGAUUCAGUCAAUAGCAUCGAAUUUCUUCCGUUCUCCAACACCAUUCUUACGAGCUCUGCUGACAAGACUUUAUCUCUCUGGGAUGCCAGAACGCAAUAUUCAUCUGUCAGAAAAGGCAUAACAACAAGAAAUACUUUGUCAGACUGGCUAGAUUUCCAAUAGUUGAAUCAGUAGAGUAAAUGCAAUUAUGGUUGUACAGAGCUUCCCAAAUAAUGAUAGAGAUUAAGGGUGUGUUACAAACCUUAACGCAAACCGUCUUUUAACCUUGCUUGACAGUAGUCUGGUCAAAGAGAAUUUCACCAUGAAAUGCUGAUUAACCCACAUGUUUCUGCGGUAACAACUCUAUUGUAGUGUUUUAUAUUUCUCUGACAUGCUGGGUAGCAUCCCAGGAGCUCUGUUCCUCGUGCCCCGGGCUGGGCAGGGUGGUAGAGCACCAAGCUGGGAGCCCGCGGUCCUGGAAGAGAGCUGCCCUCCUGUGUGAGGCAUGGAGCGCAAGGACGCUGAGCAUGUCAGUUCUGUCUAAAAAGACACUGUGAUGGAAAUGCACAGCCCAACGUCGUGUACCGAGCGUGUAAAGUGAGUCAUACAGGCCUUGGGGGGUUUCCACUUCUUGACUUCAUCACAGCACCCUGCAAUCAAAGCUACGCCAAGCCCCAACGUGCUUGGGUGGAGAGUGCGUCCUGCGGUGUCUCGCUGGGCUUCCCAAGGAAGAACGAGGCACGAAGGGGCACAGCGUUGACUUCUUAGCAAGACACGCCAAAUCCCAGCCUGACUGCAGUCCUCGGCCUGCUGCUUCAUGCUGUGCUGUGGCACCAAAAGGGCUGCUCGGCUUGAUCCUUCUGGCGGUGGGCAGGGUGGACUUGAACCGAGUCCUCCUUACAGCUGUAGCCUUGUAACUCACAGGUGUGCCCUACUUGAGCUAGGAUGGAAAGACAGCAGAUUGAAAACUUCCUGCGUGUCAAUACGUGGAUGAAAAAAUCAAAUUAUAAUGUCUUCAGGAUUUGGAGGCAUUCCCCUUCAAUAAUUCUGAUUUCAGUUCCUAAAAAUAUACUUAAGUCUCAACUUGUUAAUGUUUUAGAACAGAAAUUUGUUUUGAUUCAGUAAGUCCAAACUUUUAAAAAGGUAAUUUUUGACAUUUCUGAUACUUAUUUACCAAAUGCAUGUCAGUUGAUUUCUUUAAA
Messenger RNA from Oxyura jamaicensis (ruddy duck), 2692 nucleotides. RefSeq names its product sperm associated antigen 16 (gene SPAG16). The record is from RefSeq and is a predicted model, not a curated record. Bases 117 to 1673 code for a protein of 518 amino acids. Gene Ontology annotation, cellular component: axonemal central apparatus. Gene Ontology annotation, biological process: axoneme assembly. Lineage: Eukaryota; Metazoa; Chordata; Aves; Anseriformes; Anatidae. Gene Ontology annotation, molecular function: protein binding. The transcript is spliced from 14 exons.